AAUAAAAAUGUCAGUCAUUCAUUAAGUUAAAAAUAUCAAAUGCAGGAGUUACAAAAUUCUUGAGCUAUGCAGGCAACAGAACAAAGAUUUGCUUCAGGAAAGACUGACUUACACUGAAAGCUAAUGAUUUAACAGAGGGGAGCUAGGAAAUUUGUUACAAAACAUGAUUAUAUUAUAAACAUAAUUUGUAAUAUAUUACAGAAGCAUAUUUAUACUAACUAGUAAAUGUACAAACUGUUAAGCCUCUCUGCACUUUCUAAUGAGUAUAUAGGAUUUCAGAAGCAACCUCUCAUUCAUAUAUGAACAGUUAAUACACUUUGUUUAUCAGACGUUGCAGAAUAAUUUGGGUGAAAGAAAAGGUGAAUAUAAGGAUGAAUCCAGAAGCACAGUGUCUACCUGGCUGAUUAUAAUUAUGUUUUUCUAUUAAUUAUUUCAAAUCAUCCCAAACUUCUGUAGCAUUAGGUAAAGUUUGUUCAGUCUCAAAGUAAAAAAGGUAGAUACUUGCAAAAGAAACAACCUUGCUAAGUUAGUGAUUGCUAUUUUGGCAGUCAUUGGUUGCAUUAAUUGCAACCAUUAAUUGUGUGAAGAUUGCAUAAUAGUGGCUUAUUACAGCAGUUGCAUCAAAUGACUUCUAUGACCAAUAUCAGAGAAAAGGGGAUCUGAUGCAGAGCUUUUUGAAGUAGAUGAGGUUUGCAACAGUAGAAUAGUUUCACCACAGAAAAUAAAGACAAAUAAUCCAGCUGGUUAACUAAAUUAUACUUAUGAUACUUAUUUGCCUGUAAAAUUAGUAGCUUGUCUCAGCUGAAUGCUUCACUAAGAAAAAUAGGUAAAGCAGAAGUAAAACGGGCUAGACUGCUUAGUGUUUGAGCAGUAGUAUCAUCAUUUUGUGCAUGUUUUGUCCCUUCAUUUUUGUCAGAGCGCCAACAGAAAAUAGUAGCCCCCAGUGACUGAGUUCGACUCUUUGGUGUUACUGACUCGUGUCAUUCUUUAUUGCUAAAAGUGUUACAAGAUGUAAGGAGUGCAAAUGCAUUCCAACUUGCUCAGAGAUGAGCUAGCUUACCAGCUUCUGUGCUGCUACAUCUGCUUCUGUGUUGAAGAGCACAGCUUUGCUGUGUGCCUCUGCAGGUGCAUUUUCUUCUCUCCACAGGCUGCUGCUACAUACUCCCACGUUGUCAUCUCCAUGCUUUAAGCAGUGUGGCGUUUUAAGGUCAACAUCCAUGGAAAAGCAGAGUACAUGAUGAGUGUCUGUCACUGGUAAUGUUUGUGUAUCCUGACCCUAAAUGCUACCUUCCCAGUGUUGGUCAGACAGGGCCAUUGCUGCUCUUCUCAGGAGUUAUUGAAUAAGUGAUGGCUGUUUGGAUAUCAGCAGCACUUCUGUGAACUUGCUAAGGACUUUCUGAAAUGUCUUCUUGUAUUUGUUAUUCCAUUUGCGUUCCUGAAGAAAUCUCCCCUGGCUUUAGGACAGUCAAACAUGCCAAUUUUCUGACUUGGCAGUUAGGAAACUGCCAGCUCUUGUGUCUCCUGCAUUAUGGUGCAGCUUGGCGGCUUCUGUUAUAGCCUCUGUGUGCAAAAUGCUGUGCUCAGAAAAUCACACAAUGUACUUUCCCAUGGUACUUAGAAAUCUCAGUCUCAGCCUAUGGCUCCUUUCACUGCACCUCUUUUUUUUUUUUUUUUUUUCCUCUUUUUCUUCAAUUUUAAUGUGUGUUGUUUUUAGUGUCACGUUGUAUAACACUUGCUGCUUGGAUAUGUACAUAUUCUGCCCCAUUUCUCAAUCUUUGCUCUUAUAAUUCUCUAUUUUCUUCCGUUUCUGCAACCCUGGAGCUGUCCUAGACCUGCAUUUCCUUUUUCCUGUGACUACAAGUCCAUCCUUUCUCUCCUCAAUCCCAUCUCCACAUUGCCUGGGUGGCACCCUGGUAAGUACAUCCACAUCUUUAUCAGCUCUUGCCUUGAUUGAAGCAACUUCCAGUCAUGCAUCUCUCCUGUGGCUGACUGGGCGUUAGCAGAAGAUAAUGCUGUGAAGGCCUAUGCCCAGAUAUUCAAGCAUUGACCUGUGGGAUGCAAAAAGACUUAGAGAGUUAGGUCAUUGGAGUCUUUCACAUAAUUACUGUAGGUUCUUUCCAGCUUUGAUCAUCCCAUGCUUUCCUCUGCAAAGGUUGGAAAGACGUGAGCAGGGCUUCUUGCGUCCCUUUCCUUAGGAGAGUAUUCUGCGUGUAGUAGAUCUGACUGUUAGAUGUUCUUUCCUAAAUUAGUCCUUUCCCUAAUCUGCUAUUAUUGCCAGUUAUAUGUGCGGCAUGAUAUUCCCCACGAAGAAUCAGUUAAACCCACUCUUUUUAACAGCAGGGGAAAAUCUCUUCAUUACAUGAUGAAGAAGCCAAAAAAAGCUGUCCUCUUUCAUUAUGCUUGACAGAAAUGCUUAUGUUCAAGGGGUUUUCCUCCUGAAUGAUCUUUAAAACCAGGAAAAUCUGACCUCAAUUUGUGGUUCCCAUGAAGCCCUAAUUAGUAAUGACAUCAUGUUACAACUCCAAAUGCUAUUCAGCACUUGGUGCUGGGCGAUUUUGUGCAUGUGCCUGUGUGGGGUGGUGGGGUGGUUUGGGGGACUCACCUCUGUGGAUAACUUGCUAGCUGAAAAAAGGUCUCAUAGACAUAGUCCAGCUGGCUGGACAAAAAUGCACAUCGCUCUCAGCUUAUCUGAAGUAAAGCAAAAUACACUGUCUUUGGCUGUCCUUGUUACACAAUAACAGGAAGAUUUCGGUGGGAAAAGAAUGUUGCAGGUGGGAACAGAAAACUACAGAAGAGAAACUAGGGGCGGGCUUGGUAUUUAGGCAACUAACCAAUAAUGAGCUUAACUUUUGUAAUAUGUAUGAGCUAAUUAUAACAAGGCAUAAAAGGUGACUGUAAGGUACAAUAAACGAAGUCUGCUGAUCGCUCAUAUUGAGUGACUGUGUCUUCCCUCCGUCGCAACACACCUGCAGGGGUUUGGAAAUAAACCCUGCAAAACAAAGCUUUUGGGGUUUCCUGCAGUAGGCUAUGAUGAGAACCUGUGGAACUUAGGCGUUGAACUUGUUCAGAGCUUUGAAGCAAUCUGUUGAUUUGUUUCAGAAGUCUGCAUAGCAGAAAAAGAAAGAGAUGAUUAGUUUCUGUAGCUCUUUGAGGGAGAGGAGUCUUGGAAAGCAGAAUAGCAGUGUGUGGCGGUGGGAAAGCUGUAUCUUUAGUCAUAAACAGGUAUCUGCAAAACCUCAUGAGACAGAGACAGGGAAGCAGCCCUGCCUCUGCAGAGCAACAUAAUUUCCCCCCCCUCCAUUUCUUUUACUGUAAGUUAAGUGUAGAUAAGUGCUGAAUGGAGGCGGGAAAACCCAACCAAACAAAUUGCUACAAGUGGCAGCAGAGAUAAUUCCCUUAUUUUAUUACAUAUAAAAUAUAGGAGUUGUAGACCGAAUCUUGAAAUCCAUACCCUAUUUUGGUUGAUAUCAGUGAUGACUUUGCUUGAAGAGAGAUACACUAGAGUGGCCUGCAGUAUAGGUAUAAGCAGAUAUAAUACGUAUUUCCAGUGUUGGUGGUUUUCUGUUUCUUGUGUUAGCAACCAAAGCCUCGUGUUUCUGAGCAUGAAGGACACCUUCCUGUAGAUGUGCAUGGUAAGGCAUGACUCUGAUGGUAGGGGUGUUUCCAAAGUUCUGGCAGACAUUUAGGAGAUAUAAGAAUGUUUCACAGAAACAGUUAAUUUUCAUCAUAACUUGGGAUUGUUUGACUUUCAGAAAUGUGACUAUAGUGGAAAUAGCAGAGGAGCUGGAAGCUUGGUAUGACUCUUUAGGAGUGGAGUCUUCUGUUACUUCAGAGAGUAUUAUUUGGGGCAGCACUGUUAUCUUGAGUUCAGAAGUCCUGUUACUAUGGAUACAUAUUGGCCAAAUGCUUUCUAGUUCUCGCAUUACCUAAUUUAGCACUUAAAUAAUGUUUUCUCUUCUGCUUGUGUGAUGAGUAACAUGACUGCUUAGUAAGCUACAUAUGGUGUGUAUCUGCAUCCUGUUGAUAUGAAAGUGUAAGUAUUUAAGCAAGCAUAUAUCACCUCCUCUACAGAUUGACAUCUACCAUUAAUGCCAAAAUUUAGCUUGUAAUGUUGAAUAAGCCAAUUGAUAAAUUUAGGUUUCUAGCUUUACACUUUAUCCUUCUACCCUUGUUUGUUCAGUUCCUUCCUUCCUGUUAUUCUUAUCUAUGAGGUGUUAAUUUCUUAAGUCCAAAAUUCUUGCUUAGUUGCAGCACAAGACUUUUACAGCAAACAGAUUUGGUUUUGUUAAAGACUAUGCCUGAAAACUUUAAACUAAAUGUUUGGACUUUUGACAUCUAAAUAUCAAUGCAGUUAAACAGUAGUGUUUUAUUUAUUUUUAAGACUUAGUUUUGAGGCUUAAUCAGCCUAAACCCAAGCUCAUCCUACUUAUUUAUGCAGAGUAGGAAACAAGAAAUGUUUUUGAAAUAAAAGUACAGGAAAACAAAUGGGUUUGCAACACAUUCUCUUGCUCCGUGUGUUAACAGAUUUACUCCAGUAUCUUCUAAAUUAACCUUGCCAAUGCUAAGAUGACAAAUCAGAUAACUAAGUCAAAGCAAGACCUUGAAAUCCCUCAAGUGAAUCCAGCGUUCAGGCACACAAAGUGCCGAUGCGUUGGUUUCACAUAGAGGAAUUUUUUUUAAUUCUCCCUGAUCCAGAUAAAAGCGUAGGCUAUGCGCUGUAUUAGAAGAGGAGGAUGGGUUUAAUUUUAUGUAUCAUUUGAAUCCAAUGAUGAAAACCUGGUAACUUAAAUCUGAAGGGCCUUUUUGAACUGGUGGACUAAAAUCAGGAAUCAUUAGUGUGAGACCUUGAAGCUGAAGACAGCUGGUUCAGCUCUAUCAGAACAGUUGUACCCGAAGUGAGGGUUUUGUGAGAUGUAAUCGACAGCACAUGUGAAGCCAGAUAAGGUUCUCAGUCCUGCCUGUACAGAGCAGAUGUCCUCAGCUCCACAGAAACUCAGCCCCUCUGCUGUGUCUCCAGCAGGCAGAGAUGAGGACUCUAAGGCUGGGGUUCAUACUUGGUCAGGUCAGCACAAGGUGCACUUGCAGCACCACGGGCCCUAAGGGAUGGGAGAAGGAUAGGGAUGUUUAACAGCGUGCUGUAGAAAGGUGUGAGUUGUUUUGCAGCUGCGUGCAAACAUGUCCAGUCUAUCCCAGUGACACCUGUUCUGUGGUCCAUUUCUCUUAGCUGAUCUCCCUCCUUGAGCAAGUGUUCCACACUUAAUAGUCCCUGUAGAAACAGACCCUUGGUGUCCCCUUGAAUACCUUCCUGAAAACACUUCCACCCAUGCCUGAAAUGCAGUUGUCCUGGGAGAGAUAUCUCAUGCAUGAUGCAUGUUAAGUGAGCGAAACUCUCUCUCAAACUUCUUGUGCCAAAAGAUCAGUGUUGACUCUGAAUUUUUCAUGCGUGCAGCACUGCACAGUUAUCACACUUCUAGUUGAAAACCGUGCAAGCUGCUGAAGAUUGCCAUGGCCAAAAAGCAACCAGUAAUGCAGUUCACAGCUGGGAGACUAAUACAAUGUCUGUUGUAACUGCAGGGGAAUGAGAAGUGCUAUGGCAUAAUUAAUAGUUAUGGUGGACUGUGAUACUAAGUUUUCCUUGAAGGUUGCAAACUUAAAGCUCCUAGUUGGAGCAUCUAGAAGCUCUUUUGUAUCUAAUUUAUCCAGUGUGACUCUUUUUGCAGGUACUUGCCAACCUAGUACUGAAUCAUGGCAAAACAAAUAAUUUGUCUUUUAGAAAAUAAUGAAAACCAGCUUUAUAUAUAUAUAUAUAAACUUCUUAGUUAUAUAUUCACCACCACCACCCCCUUCUUGAAAGCAGCUUUGCUGUUUGAGGGGUCAGUGUUUCUUCUAAAAACCUGCCAAAUGGAUUUCCAGAACUGGCUUGCUUUGUUAAUGGGGCUAUUGCUGUGCUGCGCUCUUCAAACAUCUGCUAUUCAACAUCCUGCAUCUCACAACUGCACCAGUGAUGGGCAAAGAAUAUCCUUCAGCCACUCCUACAAGACUGACCUGCCCACAUCCUCCCAGAUUAAGGUGGAAGCAGACUCAUUACAGCAUGAAGACAACAGUGGAGUGCAGAUAGAUCCUGGGGAGGAUGAGGAAGACAAAGACCAGAAUAUAAUCUUUAGGCACAACAUCCAUGUGCACACACCCAAAGGGGAUUGUGAAACUUUGACUCACAUUAAAGAUCUGUUUAGAAGGAUGAAGAAGCUUGAGAAAGAAGUGGUAGAGCUGAGAGAAGUUUGCAGCCCUCAGAAUUGCUGUGGGGGAAGCCAAGGUGUCUCACACUGCAGCAGCCAUGGGACUUUCCUCUACAAGACUUGCAGCUCUAAGUGUGCCGAGGGCUUGGAGGGCAGUGACUGCUCCCACCCCACCUGCCCCAGCCACUGCAGCGGCCAUGGGCACUGCGACAGUGGGAACUGUAUCUGUGAUGAGCCUUACUUUGGUGAGGACUGCAGCUAUCAGCUCGGUCCUGAGACCUGCAGCGGCAAUGGGAUCUGUGACACAGCCAAAGGGGUCUGCCAGUGCUACAAGGAGUUCAUUGGAGAGGACUGCAGUGAGAAACGAUGUCCCAGGGAUUGCAGUGGCAAUGGGUUCUGUGACACAGGAGAGUGCGACUGCCACGAUGGCUUCUUUGGCCUUGAGUGCUCCCAGGUGCUCAGUCCUCAGAACCUGCAGCUGCUGAACUCUACAAAGAACUCUCUGGCUGUCAGCUGGGAUCCAAUGGCUGAUGUGGAAAAUUACCUCGUUACCUAUCAUCCCAUAGGGUAUGAGACAUUGGUGAAAUAAGUCCACAUGCCCAAAGAGCAGCUCAGUUAUGAGAUUGUGGGUCUCCACCCCAGCACCACAUACAAUGUCACACUUCGUCAUGUGAAGAAGGGGAUUGACAGUGAGCCAAAGUAUCUAGAAGCAAGUACAGUCCUGUCUGCGCUUAAUGCUGUCUGGAUAACAGAGGAGAUGGAACACUCCCUGGAAGUGGGGUGGGAGAACCCGCCAACAGAUGUGGAUUAUUACAAGCUGAAGUUCAGAUCCCUGGUGGAGAUGGAUGAGAAGCAAGUUAUGGUGCCCAAAAGCAAUGACCCUAAGAGUGGCUACAGUAUGACUGGCUCGAAACCUGGCACAGAGUACAAGGUCACUGUCGUACCUGUGAAGGACAAUACAGAGGGGAAACCAUCCUCAGUGAGUGGUAGGACUGGUAUGUGGAAACCCAAUGUGGCAACUGAUCGGGUGACAGAAGAUACAGCCACUGUCUCAUGGAAUAAAGUUGAGGCUCCCAUAGACAGGUUGGUGAGAUACACCUCAGCUGAUGGGGACACCAAGGAAAUAGAAGUGGGGAGUGAAAAUGGCAUGAUCACCUUACGGAAUCUGAAGCCAGGCAUAGAGUAUGUCACCCACAUCUGGGCAGUGAAGGGGCCCCAGCAGAGCAAGAAGGCGAGUACCAGAGCGCUUACAGAAAUCGACAGCCCAACUGAGCUGACAAGUGAGGAGGAUGCAAUUACUGUUUCCCGGAACAAAGUCCAGGCUUUAACAGACAGAUACAGAGUGAGCUACACUGCAGCUAAUGGGGACACAGAGGAGAGAGAGGUGGAGAAAGACAAGAAUAUCACUACCUUGGCAGGACUGAAGCCAGGCAUGGAGUAUGUCAUUUGCAUCUGGGCAGAAAAGGGAGAACAACAGAGCAAAAGGGUCAGCACUGAGGCUAUAACAGAAAUCAACAGCCCAGAUCACCUGGUGACUGACCAAGUGACAGAGGACACAGCCACCAUCUCCUGGGACAGGGUCUAGGCUCUCCUAGAUAUGAACUACACCUCUGUUGAUUGUGACACAGAGGAGAUGGAAGUGGGAAAGACCAAGACUACCACAAGUCUGACAGGACUAAAACCUGGCAUUGAAUAUGUCAUCUCCUGGGCAGAGAAGGGAGCCCAGCAGAACAAGAGGAUCAGCACUGAGGCAGUGACAGAAAUGGACAGUCCCAAGAAUCUGAUUAGUGACGUCGUGACAGAGGACUCGGCCACCAUCUCCUGGGACAACGUCCAAGCUCCCAUAGACAGGUAUAUGGUAAGCUACGCUUCUGCUGAUGGGGACACCUAUGAAAUAGAAGUGAGGAAGGACAGAAGCACUACCACCUUGGCAGGACUGAAAUCAGGCAUGAAGUUCCCUAUCCAUCUCUGGGCAGAGCUGGGAAGCAAGCAGAGCAAGAGGGCAAGCCCUGACACACUGACAGAGAUUCAUCCUCCCAAGAACCUCCAUGUAUCAGUUGUGACUCAUUCUACUGGUGUGGUUACCUGGACUCCUCCUGCAGCACAGAUUGAUGGCUACGCUCUGACCUUCCAGGGUCAAGACAGCACAAGUAAGGAAGUACAGCUGAGUCCUGGCAAACAACCGUUUGUGCUAGAAGGACUGGAAUAAGGAGUGAGGCAUGCCAUCUUUUUGAUGGCCUAUAAGGGAGAUCACCAGAGCAGAACAGACAGUACCUUCUCCACUGUUACCUUCCUCUACCCGUAUCCAGCAGGCUGCAGUCAGAGACAGCAAAGUGCCUCCAGCAGCACGUACACCAUUUACCUGAAUGGGCAUGGCAGCAGGCUGAUGCAGGUGUACUGUGACGAUGGAGGUAGAUGGAUAGUGUUUCAGAGGCAGAGCAGUGGCCGGGUGGGUUUCUACAAACGCUGGGAAAAUUAUGUGGAAGGUUUUGGAGAUCACACUGGGGUAUUUUGGCUUGGUCUUGACAAGCUGCACAAUCUCACAAGCAGCAGCUCCAUCCGCUAUGAGCUCCGGGUGGAUUUGCAGACAGCUAGUGAAUCUGUCUGUGCUGUCUAUGACUUCCAGGUUGCCUGGAGCAGGGACAGAUAGAGGCUGUCAGCGGGGAAUUACAGAGGCAAUGCCGGGGAUGCAAUGACCUACCACAAUGGCUGGAUGUUCACUGUGUGGGACAGAGACAGUGAUGUGGCUCUCAGCAGCUGUGCUCUGACACACCGUGCUGUGUUGUGGUACAAGAACUGCUACUUGGCCAACCUGAAUAGGAAAUAUGGAGGGAACAAGCACAGUGAGGGCAUGAACCGGGAGCCAUGGAAAGGCCAUGAAUUCUCCAUCCUUUUUACUGAGAUGAAGAUCCAUCCUCAGUCUUCCAGUAAUAAGCCAACCAUGGGGAGGAAGAAGAGGUCCGUAUCGGGGAAGAGGAACAAGAUCAGGGCUGAACUCUGUGAAGGACAGUACCCAAAGAUUCAGUAUUUCUUAACAAGUUAGAUUCAGACAGCUUUCUCCAAUACAUUGGACACAAUCGCUGACCAGCAUGCCCCCAGAGAUUGCAUCUGCAGCCUAGCCUGCUUCCAGCCUUUGGAGCUCUUGGUGGAUGGUCUGUUAGAGACUGGGAGAGGGCUUGUGGGGAGCAUCCCUGUAGCUCCCCUGACUGGCUAAACACAAAGACCUGCUCGAUCCAAUGUAUGCACCUUCUAUGAACUUUACAUAAAACAAGCUUUAACACA
This is a messenger RNA of Falco peregrinus (peregrine falcon), 9518 nucleotides long. RefSeq names its product tenascin N (gene TNN). Gene Ontology annotation, molecular function: protein binding. The record is from RefSeq and is a predicted model, not a curated record. Lineage: Eukaryota; Metazoa; Chordata; Aves; Falconiformes; Falconidae.